Molecule: messenger RNA, 1274 nt
Organism: Lasiosphaeria miniovina
Lineage: Eukaryota; Fungi; Ascomycota; Sordariomycetes; Sordariales; Lasiosphaeriaceae
Exons: 2
Coding region: 219-1223 (334 amino acids)
Source: RefSeq, a predicted model, not a curated record
GUGGUUUGGGGCCUCUCAAAGAGAGAGCACACUGGGAAUGCCGUGUGGCUGGCUUUUUAUGAGUCUGGUAGGUUUGUCCGAGCUGGACUCCAUGAUUUCCAUCAUGUGUGGUGGUGAGGGGAAUUGGAAGCAGGUGCGACUUGCAAAUCAAAGUCUCAAAUUAUGUGCAAGACCAAAAAGAGUGCACACCGCUACAUGCGUGCCUGUGUGUCUCCCUCAUGCCCUCUUUGCCGUCUUUCACUAUCCACAAGUCGUUCCCUUGCGUGGAGAUGCACAACACUGUAGUCUGUAUGUACUUGUCUUACCGCGUGCAAGAGUCGAUUCGGAAUUUUGGAGACAGACCAGGACAGAACGACGGGUUCGUUUGGUUUAUAUUGGGAGACACUGAGGGGGAAGGGGGCCCCGGGAAGCCGGCGGCCAUCAUGCACAUCGCGGCCAAUUGCAAAAUAGAAAUGCUCGAUCGGCCCCGAACCGCAUCUCGGAAUUUCUCCCACACGGUCGAGAAAGCCGCCCCUCCCUCCCCGUCCCUGCAUGUCGGGAAGAGGCCCACUGCUGUCCUGUAUCCAUACCGUACUUGUCGUCCAGUGAAGACGCGACAGACGGUGGAUUGGUUCCUGGCUUGGUGGAGUUGUCUCGAAGGAGUGGCUGGCUGCUGCCGAGCCCCUGUCAUCUGCCUUCCCAAUAAUUCCCAUCCAAUGGUCUCAUGCGGUUGCACGCGAAGACUCCAAUCGCCCCGUGCGGCCCCUGAAUCCGGCAGGCUGGCGACUUGUUCGUUUGCCUUUUCUCUUUGUUCCUCCUGGAUUCCUUGGAAUCGCGAUUUGUUCGGGUUUUUUUCUUCUUCUCUUCCUUCAGGUGCAGGCAGGGAAACAGUAGGCAGGCUUCUGGGGCCGACGACACUCAUUUUUUGUUUCUUCUCACGUUCUCUUCACUCUUUCAAUCUCACUCUUUCUGAACACACACGCACAUCUCACGAUCCCGGCCAGCAGAAGAUCUGUACCACUCUUUUCUCCAUAUUGCGUUUGCAAAGUCGCUCAUUCUUCUCCAAUCGAACGGGUAAGGGGAAACUGGCCACGCCAGCCAAACGCUUCUCCACACGGCGAUUCGCACUUACCGACGUCCACUACCACCACACUCGUUUGGGGGCAUUGAUACCGUUCACUCGUUCAGUCCGGCGCUGCGCUGCACGAAAACCUGGGGCAGAGUGCGAAUCCACCCUGGAAUAGCACCCUCGCACAAAGGCAUUUUGUUUCACGCGGUACCGAACCUGACGACUU